Messenger RNA from Phasianus colchicus (ring-necked pheasant), 1567 nucleotides. It is a transcript of the gene RNF7, whose product is annotated as ring finger protein 7. The record is from RefSeq and is a predicted model, not a curated record. Lineage: Eukaryota; Metazoa; Chordata; Aves; Galliformes; Phasianidae. Gene Ontology annotation, molecular function: zinc ion binding.
UGCAGCCCCGCCGCCACGCGCCGCGGCCGCGUCCCCGCCCCUCCGCCAUGGCCGACGUGGAGGACGGGGACGAGCCGGGCGCCCCCCACUCGCACCCGGGCUCCUCGGCCUCCAAGGCGGGAGGCCCCGACAAGAUGUUCUCACUGAAGAAGUGGAACGCGGUGGCCAUGUGGAGCUGGGACGUGGAGUGCGACACCUGCGCCAUCUGCCGGGUGCAGGUCAUGGAUGCCUGCCUUAGAUGUCAAGCUGAAAACAAACAAGAAGAUUGUGUUGUGGUUUGGGGAGAAUGCAAUCAUUCCUUCCACAAUUGCUGCAUGUCGUUGUGGGUGAAACAGAAUAAUCGUUGUCCCCUCUGCCAGCAGGACUGGGUAGUCCAGAGAAUAGGCAAAUGAAAACACCGGAAGUUUUCUGUUGGACUUGUUGGAGUUGUGUAUAUCUUAUGCCAUACACUCAUACAGAAGAGUGGAACAUCCCAAUCAUGGCGUGAUGUACUGAGUUUAUCUGCUACAGGGAACAGUGUGGUUUUGCUGUGUGCUCUUUGCUGUACUGGGAGGCAGUGGUGAGACUUACUGCAGGUAUUUCUGCAACUGAAGAGAGAGAGGCACUGCAUUACUAAAUGUGUCUGUUAAGAUUUGAGUGUUAACUAUAUCAAGAGCAUAGAAAUGUGGUGGUGCAGAUUAUAUGCCAAAUAAAUUCAUGUAAUGUUUCUACUUAGAGCAAUGCAUUAACUUGAAAAGGAGACCUUUCUAUUAAAUCUGAUGUGCUGUAUAACUUAGUGUCUGAUAAAUUAUUUUGGUUUUGGAUAAAUACGUUGUUUUCCAAAUAAUACUGUAUACAAAAACACUUCUAAGUGUUUUAGCAAGUAUUUUGUUUUUUAAUCUAAAACUAAUAGCGUGUGGACAACACUAGCAUUCUCACGUAGGCUUUCUUUAUGGCUUAAGAAAAUUAGUUGCAUCUCUGAAGUCUGUUGCUGUUUAAGAUUCUACACGUUUUCUGCAGUCGUACUUACUAAAAUUUAACCACAUCUGUGAUUUAAAUUUAUGUUUCUUUUAAAGUUCAUGGACACAAGUACUUUUAAUCCAGAAAUUUUUGGCACGAAGGCACACAAUGGAUGUCAAUUUAGUCAUGGUGUUAACCGUGUUGCUGGUUAGCUGUCUAAUAUGGAAAACAAAAACAACCAUUUUAAUGUCCCGAGGAAAGCAGGUACCAAUUAAAUCUAGGAAGAUAAUGUUAAAUUGUGCUUUCAUCAGAAUUCAUUUACAGAAAUUUCUUCAUUGUUAUUUUAUUGGAUUACAUGUUUGGUUUGGGAUGUAAGAGGAAGUAUUGUUUCACUGCUGUGGAAAUCCUCAAUAUCUCAUUAUUUUUAAUAGGAUCAGACCUGUGAUUUUUCCUGUGCGUAUUUUAGUGCUUUACCAUUAAUAUCUGAAGUAAUUACUAUUAAUCUGAACAUAUGUUUUGUUGGUUUUUUAAAUAUAUGUAUGUAACAGAGGGAUUGAAUAACUGUUUCUAAGUCUGUAACGAAUUCAGACUUAAUAAAAUGGUCAAUAAACUGGUGGAAUUGAAGUGA